Molecule: messenger RNA, 2100 nt
Organism: Giardia duodenalis
Lineage: Eukaryota; Fornicata; Diplomonadida; Hexamitidae
Exons: 1
Coding region: 1-2100 (699 amino acids)
Source: RefSeq, a predicted model, not a curated record
AUGAGAGGACUUCAGUUCCUCGAAAGGACCCCUGUGUUUGCUCUAAAUGAGCUGCAGGUGGCUCCGUGGCCAGUGCAGCUCCAGGUUGAUGGAAUAAAAAGCCACACAUACCUCCCCGCUGGAGGAGUUGUCAAGGCGGUGCCCACACUGGUGACUGAACAGGUCUGUGAGGGGUCGUUCUUUUCUAAUAUCGACAAGAAUCUCUUUAGAAUGUAUAGUACUAUCAAAGCUACCCUUGCUGGCCACUCUUCUGAGCGCCUGUUCAAGGCCGCGCUUCAGUCUGCCAACCCAUACGCAGAGCUCUUUGGGACGAUUUUGCGGAACAAGGAGUUGUCAACAUUUCGUUUUCUUGAGCUCGGACUAAGCUGCCAACUGUUUGCACACCUGGAUCGAGCCAUGCGGAGCCUUCUAACACCUUCUGAAGCCGGGCAGUAUAUGUGGAACUUUGUAGCCAUCUCGCCACAUCUAUACAUGGAUGGCAUUCGUACAUACCUCGAGACACGCAUCCCAGAUGUCCCAUUGAGUCAAGUCCGAAGUAAGAUUCCCUUGAACUACAUCUGCAUUCACUCUAGAAAGGAGUCGCCGCGGUGUACAUAUUCUAAGAUUCCUUUCAAGGCCAUUCAGGGCCCGUCUAUUGACGAUUUUUCACAGGUUGAAAAGCUGCGGGGCAUGAUUGUCUCCUCUACCCACAGUCAAGGUGCACACUUUCUUCUACUUGAGUAUGACCCGACAAUACCGGGUACCGAGCUAUACUCAAACUAUAUUCAAUACUCCCAGCUCCCCUACUUCAUAGUAUCCGUCUUGCUCGCUAUCUCACCAAGCACAGUCAAAUUUGGCGGCUCCUGUGUCUUCAAGGCAACAGACCUCUGGUCACCUAUACACGCAGAGCUGCUUCACCUUUGUGAGGCCUGCUAUGAGUAUGUCGCAGUCUGUAAAACUGCUACGAUGAGGAUAUUAGACACAGAGCGGUGGGUCGUGCUGAAAGGACGCAACAGAAACAUGUAUGAUAUCGACUAUCCUAGUUUUAUUAGCUCGAUAGAGAAGAUCAUCAACGUCACAUACCCAAAGACACCAAAGGAGCCAUUCACAUUUUGCAGCUCUAUACUGGGCCCCUUUCUUCAGCGCUCCACGCACCCUAUAGACAUCUUUAACAAUACAGAAAGCUCUACAAGUCUCGCACAGUAUAUUUUCUACAACAACAACUCCGUAUUAACUCUCCAAACAAGCCUCUACAUCCAAGCCUUACUUCUCCACGGCAUAAAUAGGAAAAGCUACACUGGACUCAUCCAGUUUAUCAAGGAGUAUGCAUCGGUCUUAACUUUUAGUGGCGUGCCAGCACCUGCUGAGCCAUCCAGACAGAAAGAGGUGGAAGCGCCUGUUCAGUCAGGUGAAGCUGAAGUUGUCCGUAAAGAAGAAAAGGCAACUCUUGAUCCAUCAUCCCACGAGCAGUCUUGUUCAUCAAAUGAUAGCUCUGGUAUGAUGGCCUUUAGUGAAGGUAGUGACCCAGAUAACAAUUCACUAGACACACAUAAGGCACGAAUAAGCAAUGAUAUCCUAGUUCCGCCCUUAACGACUGAAUAUGCCGAUGAAGGCAACGCUAGCACAGUUAGCGCGGAAGCUCUAGCCAUGUGCGAACGGCUGAAUCAACACAUAGGGAAGCACUACACAGAAGUGGACAUAGACGCUCUAGAGAGUUAUUUGAUGACGCACUACUCUGUGCGCCCAAGGCAAGUCAUUCCCUACCAGUACUACAGAGAUAGAAUGUUUGGAUACUUCCGUGAGAUUUUCACAAUGAAGCCUGAUACACGCAGUAUAGAAUACAUCAUCGGAAAAGAUUCAGAUCACCCCGGUAGUGGCAUAAACUGGAGCAAGGCUGAGCUGCUUUACUCCAGUACUGCACAGCUCGUGGAGCGCGAACAAGAGAUGCGAAAGGCAGAAGCGGAAGCAAAAGCUCGCGAAUCCAUGCGGAAAAAGGACGGAGGUGCAGAAAUAGUCAAGAUAGGAGGCCUUGCUACUAUUAAUGAUGCAAAGGAACCGGCACCUAGUUCAGCCAAGGAGCCUGAAAGAAAGCAGAAAACAAAAAAGAUCAAUAGUAAGUAA